CUUUUUCAAUGCAGAAAGGAUGGUUGUCGACCAAUGUUCUCUGGUUAAGAUUUGUCUUCACAUUCUGGUGCUUUUAGUAGCUCUAAAGUCGUCCAACUCGCAAAAUACAACCUCAGUUUGCUGGACCGUAUCUGGUCCCAAUCCGAAUGUUCCAUGCGUGUUACCAUUCAAACACGAAGGAACCCUGUAUACAAGAUGUCCUCAAGACCCUGUUGACCUUAAAAAGCAUUGGUGUUCCACCAAAGUGUCCGAGGACUUGAUCCAUCUUACGGGACAGGAUGAGUAUGGCCAUUGUGGAUCCGAUUGUCCCCUGGAAGCUACCACGAGCGGUUGUCGACAACCGGAAAAGUGCCGUCCUGUCUCAGCUUGUGCCUUGCGUUAUUCACAAUAGACUGCCAAAACUAAGAUCUGUGACCUGCCAGACAUACGAGGGCUUGGCCUUUGUUGCUCAGAGUUGAAGAAUUCCGAUAUUCGAAGCGUUUUCCCGGUCCCCAGUGAGCUCUCAACGAGAGUGGCCAAUGAUAACUUUGUUUCUCGUGGGAACACCAGAACUGCUUUGGCAGCAGGAUCCGAUUUCUAUCAGCACCAAACUGAUGCUAUUCCCAAGGCCAGUUUAUCUAAUUCGACGGAGACCUUUGUCUACUGGCAUCUCCACAAGGCCAAUCCUGGUGUGGACAACAUCAACAGACUUGGUCUGAUCGCCAUGGAAGCGGCCAGACAACUUGAAAAGGGCGGCAUGAUUGAUUCUGGGACAGUUGAGGUCCGAGGUGCAGACAUCUCGGAAUCGAUCUUAGAUGAUUGCUAUGAAACACCAGUCUGUGAUCCAGAAGAGCCAUACAGAAACAUGGAUGGAAGUUGCAAUAACUUGAGGGAGCCUGUUUUCGGCAAGUCGCUCACUCCCUUACAACGAGUGCUCAAUCCAGCCUUUGAAGACCAUUUCAACCAACCACGUUUCGCCGUUUCGGGAGCCUCUCUGGAAUCUCCUCGCAAAAUUUCAUCCAAUAUCGUGUAUCUGGAACAGGAAUUGUCAGACCAAGUGUCUUUGAUGUUCAUGGCGUUUAGUCAAUUUAUCGAUCAUGACUUGGCACAUGUUCCAAUUCAAGAGGGAAAACAGGGCGAGGGAAUUGAUUGCUGCCUUGAAGGCAAAAAGGAAACACCCAGCACGUUUUGCUUAUCCGUGGAUGUCCCACCUAAUGAUGAAAUUAUGCAUUGGAGUAACUGUAUGAACUAUGUUCGUUCAGCCACUGCUCCAAAUUUGGCUUGCGUACCAGGAAAAAGCGAACAGAUCAAUCAAAUCACCCAUUGGUUGGAUUUGUCUCUGGUAUAUGGUUCCUCCACGAAUGAAUCCAAACAAUUGAGGCUGUUCGUUGGAGGCCGUUUGAAAUCCGAUCGUACGGUGCCAAACACAGAACUCCUACCUCCGGAUUUGAAUACCCCAAUUUGUAAAGGAACCCUCCCUUGUUUCUUAGCAGGUGACGCAAGAGUAAAUGAACAACCGUAUUUGGCCAUUCUUCACACCCUCUUCUUAAGAGAACACAAUCGAGUGGCCAAGACCCUUCAGGGCCUCAAUCCCAAUUGGAACGAUGAGACGCUUUUCCAAGAAGCCAAACGUGUGGUCACGGCAGAGUGGCAACACAUUAUCUAUAAUGAGUACUUGCCCACCCUUUUGGGACCCAAUUACAUGCAGGUGUUUCAAUUGUGGCCUCUGACCAAGGGAUUGAGUCAAGACUACCGCGAUGACUUUGACCCCCGAAUCACCAAUGAAUUUGCUUCAGCUGCCUUCCGAGUUAGUCAUAGCAUGAUCCCGGAGAGUAUCAAUCUUUAUUCGUCUGACGGACAACAGACCUCAACAAUCCAAGUGACCGAAAUGUUUCAAAAUGUGGACCUUCUUCGAAAUGGAUCUUUGGACGAUCUAAUCCGAGGCUUGGCGUAUGACUCAUCAGGCAUGGUGGAUGACAAAUUCUCUGGGGACAUCAUUAACCACUGGUUCGGAAGCCAAAAAUCUGGCUUGGACUUGGCAGCCCUCAGCAUUCAACAAGGAAGAGACCACGGUAUUCCUCCGUAUAAUGAAUUUCGUCGGGUCUGCAAGAUUGGUCAAGCCAAGUCUUUCGAAGAUCUGUACGGAACAGUCUCGCAAGAGAAUAUUGACCGACUAAAGAUCGUGUAUCAGAGCGUGGACGAUAUCGAUCUUUACACAGGGAUGCACGUUGAAGAGCCCGGUUUCAAUGGAGCUUUUGUGGGCCCCACAUUUUUGUGUUUGAUAGGCGAUCAGUUUGCUCGAUUGAAAAAAGGUGAUCGUUUCUUCUAUGAUCUUGGCAAUCAAACAGGCAGCUUUUUAGACGCUCAGUUAAACGAAAUCAGAAAAACCUCCAUGGCCAGAAUAAUAUGUGACAACGCGGAUGAAAUCCAGUUUAUACAGCCCUUGGUGUUCGGUUUACCUUCCAACCCAUUCAACGAAGAUACAUCAUGCACCAACACGUGGUCCAUUCCGGAAGUGAUCUUUUCGCCGUGGAAAGAGAAAAUUAGUGGAGGAAGAAAUAGUAUCAGAAGCGGCCAAAGUGAUCCAUGGGAAUUGUUUUAAGUUAUAGAAGUGAUUUAUGACACGAUUUAAUCAUUGCGUCAUGGGCUCAAAGCAUAAUCUGUUUGUGGCGGCUUUUCCUUAUCGGCUUAUUUUCUGCGCAGCGUUUAUUGAAAAAUGCAUCAUAAUCUAGUCCUACAAUAAAUCUGCCAAAGAAGGCAUUUUCAUACCAAGUAA
This is a messenger RNA of Tigriopus californicus, 2755 nucleotides long. RefSeq names its product chorion peroxidase-like. Gene Ontology annotation, molecular function: heme binding; peroxidase activity. The record is from RefSeq and is a predicted model, not a curated record. Gene Ontology annotation, biological process: response to oxidative stress. The transcript is spliced from 11 exons. Bases 704 to 2581 code for a protein of 625 amino acids. Lineage: Eukaryota; Metazoa; Arthropoda; Copepoda; Harpacticoida; Harpacticidae.